Molecule: messenger RNA, 1574 nt
Organism: Hibiscus syriacus
Lineage: Eukaryota; Viridiplantae; Streptophyta; Magnoliopsida; Malvales; Malvaceae
Exons: 11
Coding region: 174-1574 (466 amino acids)
Molecular function (GO): protein binding
Source: RefSeq, a predicted model, not a curated record
UCUCAAAACCCUCUUUUUAAAAAUUCUAGAUUCUUUACUUUUAUGCUCUAUUGAUCUUUUGCAUAAUCUUCAUAGUAAAGGACCUGCUUAGAUUCUAUACGUUCUUCACGUUUGUUUUCUUUUAAAGCUCUUUGGCACUUCGUGAUCUACCGUCUACCGCUAAUUUCAGAAUAAUGGAACACUUUCAAAACGACGAUCUUGAAUAUGUUGUCGAUGACUUUUACGACUUCGAUGAUUUUGAACACGAUGAUUCCUUCUCUGGACCUGAUCCUCUGCGGGACACCGCUGAUUUUGACACGUGUGACUCCGACUUUGAAGACAAUUUCGAAUCAAACAAGCCAAAAACUGAUACAUCAGCUAUGGAAGCAAGAAAUGGGAAAGAUAUACAAGGAAUACCUUGGGAGAGGCUUAAUUUUACUAGGGAUAAGUAUCGUGAGUCGAGAUUGAAACAGUAUAAAAACUACGAGAGCCUUGGUGGUUCUAGUGAAGGAAUGGAAACGGAGUGCUUACAAGUAGAGAAGGGAAAAGACUUUUAUGCCUUUCAGUUUAACACGAGGCUCGUCAAAUCUACAAUCGUGCACUUUCAGCUGAGGAAUCUGUUGUGGGCUACAUCAAAGCACGAUGUGUACCUGAUGCAAAAUUAUUCAUUAAUGCAUUGGUCAUCACUGCUACGCAAAAGCAAAGAAGUGCUGAAUGUAGCUAAGCCAAUCGUUCCCAGCGUGGAACGUUGUGGGUUGCUAUCUCAGCAACUCUCCAGGGUGCAGAUUAGCACUAUGGCAGUUAAAGAUAAUUUAAUGGUGGCAAGUGGCUUUCAGGGGGAGCUUAUUUGCAAGUAUUUAAAUCAACCUGGUGUAGCAUUCUCCACAAAAUUAACCACUGAUGAUAAUGCGAUCACUAAUGCGGUGGAUGUGUAUUGCUCUUCUAGCGGUGCAAAGAGAAUUAUGGCUGCAAAUAAUGAUGCUCAAAUCAGAAUAUUUGAUGCUGAAACUUUUUCAAGCCUUAACCUUUUCUCAUUCGACUGGUCUGUGAAUAGUACCUCAGUAAGCCCAGAUGGCAAGUUGGUCGCAAUCCUCGGAGAUAGCGCAGAGUGUCUAGUUGCCGAUGCUAAUUCUGGCAAAGUAAGUGCCACCUUAAAGGGGCAUUUGGACUACUCUUUUGCUUCGGUAUGGCACCCUGAUGGGAACAUUGUUGCUACCGGGAAUCAAGACACGACUUGUCGAUUGUGGUGCGGUGCCCACCGCCCACCAUUAGUGACUUCCAACAUGUGGGACAUAAGAAACCCAUCCAAGUCCCUUGCUGUAUUAAAGGGAAGAAUGGGAGCAAUCAGAGCUCUCAAGUUCACAUCGGAUGGUCGAUUUCUCGCCAUGGCUGAGCCAGCAGACUUCGUUCAUGUGUUUGUCGCGGAGUCUGGUUACAUCAAGUGCCAAGAAAUUGAUUUCUUUGGUGAGAUUGCUGGAAUAUCAUUCAGUCCAGAUACCGAAUCUCUCUUUGUUGGCGUUGGGGAUCGAACGUACGGCAGCUUGUUAGAGUUCAACCACAGGCGACAUAACAGAUAUCUAGAUUCUAUAUUGUAA